AUGGCUGUAAGCUCAACAGUUUUUUCGUGUCCGACAAUGCUGGGAAGACGCAGGUCGAUGGCGGCGGCAGAGAUGAGAACAUUACGGUGGGGAGCCAAGUGCCAGUUGUCAACUGCAAAACCCUCCAAAUAUUCAUCCAAAAUCUCUACUGAUGUUCAGUUGCAUGAGUCUCCUCAGGCGUUGUUCGAUGAGUAUUUGGAGGAUAAGUCUAGGGUUUUCAAAGCAAUGUUUCCCGAUAAACCCAAAAGCUAUAGGCUUAACGAGGAAGAAUGGAGAAUCUACAUGUCACCUAUAAAUUUCCUCUUCCUGACUGCAUGGCCGGUGGUGGACAUGCGGAUUAGAUGUAAAUCCAACGGUCAAGAUUACCCGCCGGAUGUACCUCGAGACAUAACAAAAGUCCUCGAGCUUAACAUGAUGAAAUGGGAGCUUCAAGGGGUUGGUCAGGUCAUGGAACAGUCUGAUUUCACUCUUGGAGUUCAAGGAGCAUUGUACCCUGACCGAGGCGGAAGCCACACAAGGCUCAAAGGUCAACUAGAGAUGAACGUAAGCUUCGUUCUUCCUUCAGUUCUUGCGUUUGUACCCGAAGAUGUUAAGAGAAGCGUGGCCAAUGCGAUUUUGAGUGGUUUGGUGGAUAGCAUGAAGCAUAAGGUUAUUGAGAGCUUGGUAGCUGAUUAUAACAUGUUCAAGAAUGAAAGAAAAGCACACAACACAACUAGUAGUUUUUAA
Molecule: messenger RNA, 726 nt
Organism: Eruca vesicaria subsp. sativa (arugula)
Lineage: Eukaryota; Viridiplantae; Streptophyta; Magnoliopsida; Brassicales; Brassicaceae
Source: the annotation of a GenBank genome assembly